AUGUCUCAAAACUUUGUCAAAGCAUCUUUCCAGAUUCAAAACGGCCCUGCCUACGAGGGAAUCUCGUUUGGAGCGCAGAAGUCAGCAGCCGGCGAGGCUGUUUUCACCACGUCGCUGGUGGGAUACCCGGAGUCCAUGACGGACCCCAGCUACCAGGGCCAGAUUCUGGUCUUCACGCAGCCACUCAUCGGGAACUACGGUGUGCCUUCCGGAGAGGCCCGCGAUGAGUUCAACCUGUUGAAGUACUACGAAAGCCCUCACGUGCACGUGGUGGGUAUCGUGGUGGCCGAGUACGCGUGGAAGUAUUCGCACUGGACCGCUGUCCAGUCUCUCUCCGAGUGGUGUGUCAAGGAGGGUGUCGCGGCCAUCACCGGCGUGGACACCCGCAGCGUGGUGCAGUACCUGCGUGAGCAGGGGUCUUCUUUGGGCCGCAUCGUCGUCGACAACGGCGAGCCUUCUCCAGAGUACGUGGACACUAUGAAGUCUCAUCUCGUCGCCCAGGUUUCCACCAAGCAGCCUUACUACAUCGCCGGUCCAGCCGGCGCUGCUACGAACAUCGCCCUCAUCGACUGCGGUGUGAAGGAGAACAUUGUUCGCUGCUUGGUGUCUCGCGGGGCCAACGUCACUGUCUUCCCUCACGACUACCCUAUCCAAGACGUCGCCUUGCAGUUCGACGGUGUCUUCAUCUCCAACGGUCCCGGUGACCCUGCCUCUUGCGGCAAGACCAUCGCCAACUUGAAGCAUCUCUUGAACGAACCAAAGUUCGAGCACCUGCCCAUCUUCGGUAUUUGCAUGGGUCACCAAUUGCUAGCGCUUGCUGCAGGUGCUUCUUCGGUUAAGAUGAAGUACGGUAACAGGGCCCACAACAUUCCGGCUUUGGAUUUGACUACUGGCCAAUGCCACAUCACUUCGCAAAACCACGGUUACGCUAUUGACGUCAGCUCUCUACCGAACACUUCGUUUGGCGCGUACUUUGUGAACUUGAACGACGGUUCCAACGAAGGUAUCAUUCACACUUCGAGACCAAUUUUCUCUACGCAGUUCCACCCAGAGGCCAAGGGCGGGCCCAUGGAUACCGCUGUGUUGUUUGACAAGUACUUCAACAACAUUGCUACUUUCCAAGAGGCUAAAAGUGCCAAUGCCAAGAUUGCGGUUGCUUUUGAACUUCCUGUCCAGUCCAUGGCCAUUGAAAGGGUUAUCUGA
Messenger RNA from Lachancea dasiensis, 1203 nucleotides. The record is from the annotation of a GenBank genome assembly. Lineage: Eukaryota; Fungi; Ascomycota; Saccharomycetes; Saccharomycetales; Saccharomycetaceae.